This is a messenger RNA of Onthophagus taurus, 480 nucleotides long. Lineage: Eukaryota; Metazoa; Arthropoda; Insecta; Coleoptera; Scarabaeidae. The record is from RefSeq and is a predicted model, not a curated record.
AUGCUCAAAACCGAAAAUGGUGAUCAUGUUGGUGAACUUAUUAGAAAUGAUAAAGCAUCAUGUUUAGGUUGCUUCGAUGGUAUGGGAGGAAUUCUUGGGCAUGCCGAUUAUCCUGACAUUAACAAAAACGCAGUUGAAAUUCAUUUAGAUAAAGAUGAAGAUUGGGAUUUAACUACUACCACAUUGUCAGGCAAAACUAAUCUACUCCUAGUUCUGGUACAUGAAAUAGGACACGCAUUAGGAUUAGAUCAUAAUAAUGAGUUUGAUUCUAUCAUGUUUCCCAGUUAUGGAUUCCUUCAUAUUGAAAAUUUUAGAUUAAGUCAGUAUGACAUUCAUGCGAUACAGAAAAUUUAUGGGAAUUCAAGUUACGCACAUAAAGUAUCCACUACUACUACUACUACGUUAAAACCUACAACCAAAAUUGAAACCACAACGUUAAAACCUACGUCUAAAAUUGAAACUACAUCCCAUGAAACAUGA